Molecule: messenger RNA, 561 nt
Organism: Xylaria bambusicola
Lineage: Eukaryota; Fungi; Ascomycota; Sordariomycetes; Xylariales; Xylariaceae
Product: marvel domain-containing protein
Exons: 3
Coding region: 1-561 (186 amino acids)
Biological process (GO): protein localization to plasma membrane; eisosome assembly
Cellular component (GO): plasma membrane; eisosome
Source: RefSeq, a predicted model, not a curated record
AUGCUGAACAUCGCGGCGAUCGCGCUGAGAGGCUUUCUGGUCAUCUUCGGCGCUGUAGUCCUGGGUCUGUCUGUAACACUGGCUAAGCAACAGGUGAUCGGAUCGCCACCAGCUGAAACCUCGUUUUACAGCUUUGCUGGCGCUUUUGGCCUUGUCGCUUCUGCCAUUGCCAUCCUAGCCAUGAUCAUCGACAAGGUGCCUCGAGUCGGUGUCAUCGUCGCCGACGGCCUAGCAUCAUUAUUCUACCUAGCGGGCGCCAUUGCUUUGACGGUAGCUCUGAAGCCCGUUUCUAGCUGCACCUCCUCGUCGGCGAGACCGAGAUCUGAGCGGUUCGCGAACAAGCUGCUCAAUGGCGGAUGCAACAAAAUAGACAAUCAACUAUACUGCCCUAAUGCUGGCUCGGGUGGCGGCAACAAAGUCGAUUCGUAUACAUCAGGGCGUUGCCAAGAAGUACAAGCAGACUAUGUGUUUGGAUAUCUAGCCGCCGUCUUUGGUCUGGCGUCGAUCAUCGUGACAUUCCUCACCCAGAGACGCACGCCAUCAACUGGGACAUAUGUCUAG